This is a messenger RNA of Athene cunicularia (burrowing owl), 5669 nucleotides long. It is a transcript of the gene DONSON, whose product is annotated as downstream neighbor of SON. Gene Ontology annotation, biological process: nuclear DNA replication. The record is from RefSeq and is a predicted model, not a curated record. NCBI's taxonomy places the organism in Eukaryota, Metazoa, Chordata, Aves, Strigiformes, Strigidae. Gene Ontology annotation, cellular component: nucleus. The coding region runs from base 1 to 1554 and encodes 517 amino acids. The transcript is spliced from 10 exons.
AUGAGGGCAAGGCUCCCCAGCACUGGGGGGAGGGGCUGCCAGGUGCUUGUCUAUUCCACUGUAGCUUUGACAGGAAAGUCGUUGUGCCUGCCGGCGAGCGGGUCCCCCUGGGCAGCGCCCUUCUGGCAGCUUUUAGAGCCUGUUUAUGAAGAUAAGCCAGCCCAGAGAGCAGAGCCCUCUGAAGGAACCGACGUCCUCACCUUAACUGAUGCCCUUCAUUUACCUGCUGCUGUACCUGAAGUUCCCACCUCACCAAAACAUGAAUUUCCUGCAGACUGGAGUAUUAAAACACGACUUCUAUUUAUGUCUUCCAAACCGUUUACCUGGGCAGAACAUUUAAAAGCACAAGAGGAAGCUCAAGGAUUUGCUCAGCAUUGUAGAGCUACAGAAACAAACUUGCCACAGAGCAUACAGGAACCAAAGCUGUCGACAGAACUGCGUUGUGCCUUUCAGCAAAGCCUCGUCUACUGGCUUCACCCUUCACUGCCAUGGCUGCAGCUGUUCCCUCGGAUUGGAGCAGAUAGGAAAAUAGUUGGAAAGGCUAGUCCUUGGUCACAGGAUGAAGCCUUGCAACAAGCACUAAUGAGCGACUGGUCUGUCAGCUUUACUUCGCUGUACAAUCUGCUCAAAGCCCAGCUGUGUCCCUACUUCUAUGUAUGUACCUACCAGUUUACUGUCCUGUUCCGUGCAGCCAGUCUUGCGGGAAGUGAUGUUAUCACAGCUGUAGUUUCUCCCACGACUAGAGGUUUAAGGGAAGCCAUGAGAAGUGAAGGCAUACAGUUUUCUUUACCUUUGGUAGAAGAAAGUAGAACCAGGAAACAAAAAAACUCUGAAGUGAAUUUGGAAACAGAAGUUGCUAAAAGCCUCGAAGUGCACAACAGCAUGGAAGAGGGAGAGGAACCAGCUCCAAGUGAUGAUGAUGAUGAUGAAAGUUUCUCCUGGCUUGAGGAGAUGGGAGUCAAAGACAAGGUUAAGAAACCAGAUGCUAUUUCUAUUAAACUUCGUAAGGAGAAGCAUGAGGUACAGAUGGAUCACAAACCCGAAUCCCUCGUGUUAGUGAAAGGAACAAACACAUUCACCUUGCUGAACUUCUUGAUAAACUGUAAGAGUCUAGUGGCUGUUGCAGGUCCACAAGCAGGGCUUCCACCAACUUUACUGUCCCCUGUUGCUUUCCGAGGUGGAACAAUGCAGACGCUCAAAGCUCGCAGUCUAAAUGCCAAAGCCAGGGUUCACUUGGCCUACGAGGAUAUAUUCAGUCUGGAGAUCGUAGGCCCCAUCCUGCCUCACUCCCUGCAUUCACUGACGAUGCUGCUCAAGGCCGCGCAGGGGGGAGCAUUCUCUGCUAUAUUAUAUACCCAUGAGCCCACUGCCGUGUUUAACACUAAUCUUGACGCUGCAAGCCCUGCCUCAAAUAAGGAAGCUGUAUGCAAAGAUCUUUCUACAUGUGGACUGCAUCCUAAGACACUGGAUCAACUGAGUCAGUGUCCAACAUUGGGAAAAUCUUCCAUCCGAUUUCUGGAAAUGAAGGAUUAUGCUUAUACCUGGAAGUCCUAGGUAUGCUAGUGCCAUUGACUGGAAAAGAACGUGUAGUUGCUGUACUCAUCUGGGUCUACACAGGUGGCACCUGUGCAUCACCAGGAGGGAUAUAGUCUAGUUGAACAUCACCUAUCAUUCAAAGGACUUUUGAGGGAAAUUAAGGAAGAGGUCUUUUGUAUUUUAGAAAGCCUUUUUUAAAUAAAACUUGAUAAAACAUGAUUAUUUUAUUGGUCUGAACUGCAUCUGGAAGGUCAGUAUUCUUCAUGCACAUGCAAACUCUAUUGUAAAGUUCAGAAUUUCUGCCACUGCUCUGUACAGUACCUCAUAACCAUUCUGGAGGGGUGGAAUUCUUAGUAAAAAGCUUUCCAAGACUGCUUACAGGAGCUUGACAGCUACACCUUGGUAUGUUGCACCUCUUGGUUUGGAGUCAGUUCUGAACACCACAAAGCCACAUAUGAAGUCAGAUGGCCACAGGCACAGAGUUCUAGCUGCAGCUGAAUCAGAUUAAAGGUUAAGAUUUGUCAGAAUGCUCAGCGUGGCUGUAGUAUUCCCAUACCCACUUACAUUAAAAGGAGCUGGACUGUUAGCAGCAAUUUAUACAAAGCAUAACCUGAAUCAGAACAAGCUGCACCAAUAAAACUGGACAGAGAAAAUGAGAGGAAGGACGCAGCUGCUGCUCUGACUAUGUUCAUAGUAAGAGUAGAAUUUAUUCACAGGUUUCAUACAAUCUGUUUCACUGCAGGUAGACUAAACCAAAGCUGGUAUUUGGAGGUGUGUAGGUCACUUUUCACCCAGUUACGGGGUGAUCAGAUGCCUACAGCAGAUUAUACUAAAGCUAGAGAGCAAGAUCUAGAAGAGUCAUGCCUAUGCCCUCCCACAAGAUUCCUAAUGCAGCCGCUAUUUUACACAGAAAAUAAAGCAGUGCUCAUGCCCCAUGGUCAGCUGCCCUCAUCUUUACUACAGUGCGGUUCAGCUCACCAUCUCUGUAGCGCUCUCUGAUUCUGAAACAGUAACAUUAGACUGGAGCCCUGACCUACUUGAGGAAAGAACCUGUACACUUUAAAAUGUGGGCACUUAUUGCAGAUUGAGGCAGGAUGAAAGCUUCCUGUGCCAUCCAGUUACUUUGAUCAUCACUGCUUGAAGGAUCCUACCCUGAGAAGACGGUAUGUAUACAGUUACCCUGGAAAACUUUCUAUUUGUUACCUUACAGUAACUGCCUUGACACUCAGCUCAGUGCUACUGUGAAGAACACAGCAUCUUGAAAAACCUAGGUAAAGUCACUCUCUUAUGAUGGAAAAGGCAUCUUUGAAUAUUACUUUGAUUAAUGUCAAAUACUUUUUCUGGUGGAGUUCAGAGUAGUACAAUCAAUCUUUACGCUUGUCCCUAACUAAUCUAGAAGCAAAUUACAGAACUUUUCCUCCUUUUGCCCUUCCAUCAGACACCAAGUGAAAAUCUAGUGCUACUGGCAGCAUGGGAAAGAGCAGAAAAUGGGGUUUCUAAAGGGGGUGGUGUGUUUAACUACACUUCCAUUUCCAGUCACUCUUCAUUUGAGAUUAAGUUAACUCAGUGCCAUCACGAUCUGGUUUGCCUGCCUCCACCAGCCAUAGCCUCUGCCACCGGGCACCAUAGUCCGCUGAAUCCGCACACCAGCCCAGCUGUAGGGCACCAGCAGCGGUUCUCACAGCCACCAUGUUCCGGUGUGCCCAGCCGCAUGCUGCCUCCCCUGCUGUCACACGGGUGAGCUCUUGGGAAAGCUGCUCAUCACCUCAGAGCCCACUGCCCAGUCUCCAAACAGGUGGCACCUUCCCAGCAUGUACUAGAGGAACUGGCCUCCUUCCAGAGUGUGUUAGCACAUGGAAGAAGUUACUGGAAACAAUAGGAAAAAGCAAUUCUGUAGCUGCCUCCAUGGGAAAGCAAUUUUAAUCGAGCCAAUAACCAUUCUGGUAUGUGGCCUUGAGCCUGUUUCUAGGAAAUAUAGUCAUUAAUUUCAGUUCAUUUGUAUUUUCACAUCUAGCAUGUGAGUUACAGCAAGAUGCUAACACCAAUUUUUAAAAAUCUGACUUGCAAUUACAUUCGUGUAGUCUAGAACUGCGUCAUUUCAAAUAUUUACCACAAAACUUUAGCACAAGCACUGCACCAUUACUGGAGCUGUAGCUCCUCAUCAAUACUGUAAAGUGUUGGUUUUAAAGCCAUAGCUUUGCCUGUAAUUUCAUCAGCAUAUUCCAGUUGCUUACAGCUCUGGGAUUCAGUGGUGUUCUUGAAGCACACUUGGCUCCAAUGAACCUUUCCCAUAAAAAAAGUUAACAGCAUUAUGCUACCCCGUCUGCUGCUUUCCACCUGAAGGUAUUUUCAGUAAAUACUACCAUAAUUCCAGAUGCUUGUAGAGCAGUAUGAUUUAUUUAGCCUAUCCAAAUGGGUGAAUUUUAUCACAACUGUGAUUUAUUUGGGAGAGUUAGGAACUGAAGCAGUUGGCUCCGACUUCGUAUAGUUCUUGCACCUGAAGAGGCAAUUUUACAUUUCCCAAGGCACAGGAACUUAACCUUCCUGCUCCCCCAGUCCUAAAUAUUUAAAAACUACAAUUAGAAGAUUGCCAAGAAAUCGUUCUGGUGGAAGCUGGCUACGAGUUCUUGGGCACCUGUUUCAAAAUGCUCCCCGCCACAGGGAUGUCAGAAGCGCUUUCACCGAGAUUACUUCUAGGAAGAUAAUUGUGUAGAGCAAAAGGAAAUCCAACAGCCAAACAGAUCAUGUCUUCCAUCAGCAGGAGUCACAGACUAUUCACCUUUAAGACAGCUAAAGUGCUGCAUAAAUAACCAGGUUCCAAGAGAGGGUUUCCUUUUCUUUUUAAUAUAUCACUACUUAUCUAUUCCUGCAUGCAAAGGACACUCAAACCAAUUCAAAUUUACAAAUUUAACAGAAGCACAUCGCUGCACUAGCUUUAGAUUCAUAUAUCAUUCUGAACAACAAGGAACUGAACUAAAACAGAAACCUCAAAGAGUGUCAUAAUUAGGGCAUAACAGACCUUAAUUUUCCUUUUUUUGUAAGUCUUAAGACCAGAGGUUAAACCCACAUACAGUACCACAUCUGUAAGGCAGGAAAUCCAGAACUUGCAUAAAUAGUUACUUUUAAAAUGGUGCUGUCAAUGGGACUUAUUUCACCUGCUCUUUGCUGCUGUGAGAUAACGUGUAUCUUUGCAUUACACAUGGGGAAUAUAGACCCCAAAAAAGAACAAAUAACAAGAGAUUGUACAUUCCCAGAUUUGACACUAUACAGCUGUGAAACCAAUGCUGACACGGACACCACAGAUGAAACAGAAUGAUCUACAUCUCUGAUGUUUUAGAUCUAUCAAGCCAGACAUUUAAACAGAAGUCUGAUUAGGAGCUGCUCCCACAUCCCGAAUUACUUCAAGUCAUACAUCAAAAAGCCAAACUCCAGUUAAGACAGAUACACCCCGUUCUCCCACUGCAGAUCUUUCCAUUGCUGUACUACUGUAUUUACUUUUGGCUUUUUAUACACACCUUCCAACUCAUUCAGCAAAUGAGGUAAGAUCAUCUUCAAACAUUUAGUCAGAGACUGAAGGUGAGAAGCCGAAGGGAAAAAAGUUUAAUUAGAGACAACUACGUCCAUGAAAAUUAAGAUUAACUAGACAUUUCUAGAGCGCUUUGACAGACUAGUAAGGGGCUUUAUUUCUCAAAAGUGUGUGGUGGAGAACCAAAUACCAUUUCUCUGUUGUACGAAACAUGAGACAUUGAUCCUUGUCCCUUAAGGGCAAAGACAGACACCUUGUUCUGUUAACAGUUGACAGAUAGACACAAGUUACCUUACUUUGUGAAAGAAGAGGUACUAGUAAUUCUUCACCCCCACGUUCCUACUACUCUUGCAAAGGUCAUUCACUUUAGGCCUGAGCACAGCCUUAGUGCACACAAACGAUACUUUGUUCCUGUCCCAAAGCAAGCUCUGGUCAGUAGAUGUAAUAAAAAGACUGACCUCAAAAAGACUUUUCUGAAAUAAGCACCUGAACUACUAAAGUCCAUGAAUCUUGGCGGUCUGCUCGGAACUCAGACAAAUCUGGCAAGAGGUAUACAAUGCCCUUUUCAAUUCAAAGUGCACAUAGCUAAAGGACUAAUACUUAAAUU